UAUAAAUGGCCGUCGCUCGGACACAUUGUUAUCAGUCGUUUUUUGUUCUCGUAACGGAAGCAAAACAAAACACAUAACUGUCGUUAGAAUGGUGUCCAAGGUGAUAACAGUAUUGGCAGCUUUGGCAGCAUCAACCUACGCAAGUGCUCCACUAGCAGUAGCCCCAGCUCCCUUAGCAGUAGCACCAGCCCCAUUAGCUGUGUCCGAAGUCGACCCCUACCCCCAAUAUUCGUUUGCUUACGAUGUCAAAGACGUUAUCUCCGGUGAUUUCAAAAGCCAAGUAGAGACCAGGAACGGAGGUGUCGUUCAAGGUCAAUACUCUGUGGUGGAACCCGAUGGUACUCGGCGUCAAGUUGACUAUGUAGCAGAUCCAGUUAAUGGAUUUAACGCGGUCGUAAGCAAACUACCAUUGGCUAGGGCUAUCCCAGCGGCACCAGUUGUAGCCCCUGCGCCCGUAGUUGCUGCAGCUAGAGUUGCCCCUGCGCCAGUAGUAGCCCCGGCGGCACCACUUGCACGAGCUGCGCCCGUGGUUGCGCCGGCAAGACUGGCGGCACCUUAUGGUUACGCCUACUUCUAAAUAAACUGAUAAGCUUCCCGAAUUUUUUUUAUGAAACUACUACGACUGUGUAUUUGUAUAUAUUUAUGUAUGAAUGUAAUAUAAUUUG
This is a messenger RNA of Agrilus planipennis (emerald ash borer), 665 nucleotides long. Its product is annotated as larval cuticle protein A2B-like. The record is from RefSeq and is a predicted model, not a curated record. Gene Ontology annotation, cellular component: extracellular matrix. The coding region runs from base 89 to 577 and encodes 162 amino acids. Lineage: Eukaryota; Metazoa; Arthropoda; Insecta; Coleoptera; Buprestidae. The transcript has 2 exons.